AUGAGCGCACGGGAUUUUGAGAUUCUCUACAAAGAGACGCGCCUUAACCUCGAGCCAUCCACGUCGUCGUCGAUUGUCCAGAUCCGCGUCGGAUCGCACAACCACAGCUCCUUCAGCAGGUCGACAACAGCAAGCGCGCGUGCCAUCAACGCCGCCGACGACGAGAAGGCCUACCGAACCCGCAACAUAGCCACUGCUUCAUCAGUAUACUACCGAAAGCACCAUGUCUCGCCCCGUGCUUUCCAUUGGCGGGUCCUCGAGAACGACACCGUCCUGAGCAUCCGCGCGGCCGAUGUCUGCAAACCAAACCCCCACCAACAACACAACGAUAUCGACGCGCCCUUGGUCUUGAACCUGCGCUUCUCCUCGCCGAUACGAACCUCUUGCAUUGGCUUUUCCGACCCAGAGGCCCAUGAUGCCCUUUGCGUCCAUGUCGUGGACCAGUCCAACCAGCUUCACACCAUCACUCUUCGCCCAGAUCACUUCAGGAAGAGGCCAGCAACCGAUGGCGGGCUGGGCGAGCUUUGCAAGUCGUACUCGCCGCCUGGGUUUGGCUUCAAACAACCACACCGGCUCGUGGUUGUGAACCACGAACAGCUUAUUGUUACAAUGCACGAUGGGGGGAUACUCAGGUUCGACAGGCAUAGUAGAGCGAACGCAAACGGCGCCCAGUGGAAGGAGACGAUCUAUAACGUUGCCGGAUGGGGACAAAGCUUACAAAAGCUGGUUCCUUUUAAGCGAGACCCGACGGUGCGGUAUGGCAACACCAACAUGGAGCUAACAGCAGCUACGUCGACUGCCAUUACGAAUGCGGGCAUUGAUGGCGCCGCCUUUUUGUUCACUAUUUGCCUAGAUCAUCGUAUGCGGGUGUGGGAUGUGCGAACGGGCCAGAUCAUGUAUACGGGCGACAUCCUGAACGCUAAGCGCGAUCCCCAAGAUAUUGCCCGAUGGACUAUCGACCCCUCCCAAACCAACCUAAUCCGCAUCGUGGACAAUGGCCCCGGCCAAUGUUUGGUCGUCACCUACUCUCCAAUAGGGUCAGGCGAGUUCAAGUUCUGGAAAGUGAAGGCCAACGCCCAAGGAUCGAUCCAUGGGCCUGAAUUGUGGACACUGUGGAAGAACAAUAUCACCUACCGGGUCCAGAAGCUCCAGGUACGCCCAGGGAGCGCCAGCGGUCCUUUUGAUGAUAGUUGGAAAAUGGUGAAUGUCGAUUCUUCGGCAGCAUCUGCGCAGACGUCGGGCCCUUGUGAUUCCGUGGAUUCAACCGAAAAGUGGUUGGACCUUGUCUUCUUCCCGGGCAGGUUUACCAAGUCGACGCUCGAGACAGCACUGGUAAUGUACGAAAAGGGCCUUGGAACGUACCAAGAGAGCAAUUCGAAAUCCAACAAGAACAUUGCGGAGUCAAUUUGCUCCGUCCUUGGAGCUACCACGACACUUGAUCGAAGCUCGGUCGGAGGGCCGGACUAUGAACAGUUCAGGGGUACGAGCGAGACUCAGUGGACACGGUUUUGGCGGCUGCUACUAGAGUUGGAUAAGCAAAGGGGUGAAGCACUAUCCUUGGUUCUUGAUCCUGUGGAUGGCAUGAUCUGGGUCGCCUGUGCCGAUCUCUUGUCUGCUAUCAGGUAUUGUAGCGACCUUGACCGAAUCUAUCACAACAUCGAAGCCCCCAGCCAGAAGGAUCAGGACGUUGCCGCCUUGGUCUCGGCCGGCCUGAACUUUGUCGACGUCUUCUCGGACAGCAUGUUGGAGUUGAGCAGAGCGGCUUUACGCGCAGAGCUAUUUGAAGAGUCAUCACUAUCAGAUGCCGAGCGCAUGCAGCAGUUCUACGAUAAGGCAGGGUUCUGGCGUCAAGUCACCGAAGAGGAUGUGGCUCAAGCGGUGGAAACCCUGGGGCAGAACUUCCAAAUGGUUACUCCUAGAUUGUACGAAGAUUUGUUCGAGCUAAUCACAGCGGCAGGUGAUAGGAACUCGCAGGAAGUGCGAGCGCCGUUCACAGGAUUUGGCCGGAAACUGGUCAUCCGAACAGUGCAGGAGACGAUCGAGCUUCACUGGAAGAUACUCUUCAGCCAGCUCAUUCUUCUGGUUCACAUGGAGGAUGAGAUUGAAGACGAGAAGAGUGCACUACACGCGAGGUUCGACGUCGGCCUAGUCUACCGCAAACUUGUUGAUGCUCUUAAGCGGCUCGAGCAUCUCAGGUGGAUGGUUAAGACAGAGCUUACUAUCCCUGUGCCAAAGGCCGAUCACUCUAGCUCCGCAACAUCUGUGGCCACCCGUGGCAAGGAGGAGACUUAUGCAAUUACUGCCUUAGAAGGACUCAUUGGACACCUCUUGGGGUUGCCAGAAAGCCAUGGCAAACCUCUGUUGUCUAGCAUCACUGAUGUUGUUCUUGACAUCUGUGCUCCGACUAGCUCCACUGAGCUUGACAAUGGAGUUAUGCAAUGUUGGCUUCUGAAGCAGGGCCGUCCAGACCUCGCGAAGGAACUCAACCCAUUUGCCCAACAAGAUCCGUUUUCUACUUACAUCCAUGGCCGUGUGUUCCUUGCCCUCAACGAGCACAGCACUGCCGCUCAGUGCUUCAAGAAGGCAUCAGUUGGCCUCAGCACAGAGCGCACGACUGUGCAACGGCAUAGCGCCGGUGUUCUCGACGAUACCGAGUGGAAGCUGCUCUACAGCGGACUUCCCAACUACUACGCUCACGUUGUGAACCUUUUCGAACGACAAAGGGCUUAUUCCUACGUCGUUGAGUUCUCCAAGCUUGCUCUGCAGUUCAUCCAGGACAACCAGGACGACGAGAACUCCAGUAGCCAGCGGACCAAGCACAACGAUGUCAAGACGGAAAUGCUUUCCCGCCUCUUCACCGCCUCCACGGCCAUCUCCCAGUUCGACGUCGCGCAUUCCACUCUCCUCGCCAUGGUCGACGAUGAGGUGCUGCAAAAGUCAUACCUUCGCAAGCUCGUCGAGAAGAUGUGCGAAGCCGGCCAGAACACUGAGCUGGUCAAUCUGCCCUUUUCCGGUCUGCAAACCACGGUCGACGAGAUCCUGGUCGAGAAAUGCCGACAAGUCCGCGACGUACUCAAUGGCGUGCCGUACCACCAGAUCUUGUACGCCUGGCGCAUCAGCCAUAACGACUACCGCGGCGCCGCCUCCAUUCUGCUCGACCGGCUGCAGAAGCUCAGACAGAUAGGUGAAGGCGACAAGGUCGGUGUCAGUGGGGAGGACGCGCUGGAUACGCAGGUGACGAGACAAUACCUGUUGCUCAUCAACGCGCUGAGCUGCGUCCAGGCAAAGGGGGAGGCGUACAUCUUCACGGAGAUUCUCUCCGACGAAGACGAUGAAGACCAAGACGUGAAGCUCAACGGCAAGGGCGGUGUUGAUAACCUGGAAGACCAUCUCGACGAUCUUCUAGAGCGCCUUGACACCACAGCAGGAAGGACCACCAGGGCUUCGGCAGCGGCUGCUUCUUCAUCCGAAGCUCAGCAGGAGGAGGAUCGUGUCCUUGCAGAGAAGUUGAGGCAGUUUUCCACCGCCUCCGAAUUGUUCUCUGACGAGCCGCGCAGGCGGCUGCUUACGCUGGCCGACAUCCGGAAGCAGUACCAGCAGGAGCUGGACAGGAUCGUGGCCAUCCAGAACAACCAGUUUGGAUUUUCGGAUGGAUUUGGUGGUGACGAUGGGGACAUCCUCAUGUCGUGAGUGUAGUUGGGUGGCUUUUUAAUGGGUUGAGUGAGCUGGUCUGCAUGUCUUGGCUUGCCUGAUUGCUAGUUUGCUUCUGUUGCGAUGCUAGGAUGAGAA
Neurospora tetrasperma FGSC 2508 is the source of this 3789-nucleotide messenger RNA. RefSeq lists its product as uncharacterized. Gene Ontology annotation, cellular component: nuclear pore. Gene Ontology annotation, molecular function: structural constituent of nuclear pore. The transcript has 4 exons. The record is from RefSeq and is a predicted model, not a curated record. Bases 1 to 3690 code for a protein of 1229 amino acids. NCBI's taxonomy places the organism in Eukaryota, Fungi, Ascomycota, Sordariomycetes, Sordariales, Sordariaceae.